UCAAAGUCCACCAGCGGGUCAUCGAGGAACGAGAACGACCAAUGGGAGAAGGGCAUGCGCGUGAACUGCAACCUGAGUCUGCCCACCACGCGCCUCAUCUUGACGAACAGAGGCGUCUCACCUCAUUCCGGAGAGACGCCGCCGCUUGGCUGGCUCGGCUGCUUCCUCUGAGUUUCCAGUGAAGAAUAUCGGAGUGUUUUUGAGGCAUCAUUCUGAGAAAAGAGUUUCACUCCCGCUGCAGUUAUUUCUCUGCUUGAAGACCUCUCAGUCUUAAAGAUGAGCAGUUUAAUGGCGUGUAAGGAGCCGUUUGACAGAGCCAUUUCUGAACCUGUUGAGGACACCGACACCACCAGCUUUGUGGCAGAGUUUUCCUUGGAGGCCAAUUAUCCUGUCCAAGUCACAGAUCCUCACGAUGCUGUGACACUACAUCUUAGCUCCAUGGCCUCUGGGUACCUGCACCCUUCCUCUCAAGACAAGAUCAGACAGCCAGUUGAAGAUGUGGAGGACUGCACUUGCCCAACAUCCACUUCACCAGACUGUCCCAAACAACUGCAGAUUCUCGCCAGCCCUUGUGAAAAAUGCUGCUGCCCGGCGCCCCCGCCCAAGAUCAGCGACCUCAUGAACGACAAAGACCUGCUGGACUUGCUGCGGCUGAAGCUGGACCCAAACCACUGCACCAUCAAAAACUGGAAGAACUUUGCGAGCCGCUGGGGAAUGAGCUACGACGAACUCACCCUGCUGGAGCAUCGGACCCAGGGCUCCUUGUCUCACAGCCCCACCCAGGAGUUCCUGCUGCGCUACAACCAGAAGACGGUCACCGAGCUCACCGAACUGUGCCGCAUCUAUCAGCGCAUUGACGUGCUGCGGCUGCUCCAAAGCUGGAUAGAAAAGGACUGGCCGUCACGUUGGCAGAAGACUCACUAAUAAGUUGAAGAAUGUAUAUUUAUCUGUUUAUUUUCUUCUCCCAGGGUGUACAUGUUUUGGAGUUCUUUUAUAUUGUUUUGCAUCCAAGCUACAAGUGUUUUUUUUUUUUGUUUGUUUGGUUUUUUUUUUUAGGCAAAUUCUUAGAAAACGAACCUUUGAAAAGAAAACAGAUGAGGAACAGAAAAAGGAAGAAGAGUGUCGAUCUUCCAGUCACUAACACUGUCUAUAGUAAAUGCAUGAUUCUGAAACGUCGAACACAGACGUAUAGGUAACAGAGUGACUCCUGUCCUUCAGCUCUCCGCCUGUGGUGUCGGUGCUUUGGGGAGCUGUCUGACGGUUCACACCUCUUCCAAUAGAAAGUCAGAACGAACACACGACGCAGCUCAUCUAAAGUGCUGCUGUGUAGCUGAAGAGAAAUGAAGACAACAAUGAAUGAUGAGAUUUGUAUCACAACACUUGCUUUGACCAUAACGCAGCCAAUUCCAUGAAAUUCAAAAAUACUGUUUGUGUCCCAAAGGGAAGCUAAAUGUUGCCGUAACUUAUAUCAUCCAAGUAUCUUCCAAGAGCUGCAGCGGGUGGCGAUGCUGUAGGCAGAAAGGACUGCUGCUGGCCAUCAGUGAAACAAGAGCUGGAGAAGUACAAAACGGUCCUUUUCACAGAUUUAACACCGGUGUUUGGUUGUUGUAGUGGUUCGCAUUGUCACCUCUCAGCAACAUAUUCUAUAAUGAAAACCUCAGCUGUGCGGCCCAUUGUCUCUGCAUGCUUUGUGAAUGGAUGGAUUUUCUCCAGGCUUCCUCUCAGACCCCUAAAAUAAUACUUUUUACAGGAAUGGUUGAUGUUGAAUUCCUGUUAGGACUGAGUGUGAACUGCUGGCUGUUUGACAUACUGGUUCCCAGACCAGGAGAUACCGGAUACUUUCCCGUUGCUUGCUUUGAUUAAAAACCUCUCCUCCUCCUCAUGUUGUAAAACUAAAUUUAAUAGGGUAUAACUGCAGUUACAGUUAUACCCUAUUACAGUUCCAUACUUAUUCGAAUUUUAAAAUCACAGUUCAGUACUUCUCAGUAGCUUCAAUCAAGACAAAUGUCUGAAAUUAAUUCGAUUUUAUUGUUCCAAACAUUAAAAAAGUGAAAAGUUAAGAACUGACUGGAGAUUUGGUUGGCUUUUGUUCAGUGAAUGAAGUACACGCAAGCAUAGCCAAUGCUAUAUUGUUGUAUAUUCUGUGUUUUCACACAGAAUAUACAACAAUAUAGUCACUUGAAAACGGUCAGUGUUCAUGUUUAAUAUGUUUUAAAUGACAUUGUGCCCAUAUUUGAGAAUAAAACUGGUUUAAAUCA
Molecule: messenger RNA, 2258 nt
Organism: Gambusia affinis (western mosquitofish)
Lineage: Eukaryota; Metazoa; Chordata; Actinopteri; Cyprinodontiformes; Poeciliidae
Gene: edaradd
Product: EDAR-associated death domain
Exons: 7
Coding region: 277-924 (215 amino acids)
Biological process (GO): signal transduction
Molecular function (GO): protein binding
Source: RefSeq, a predicted model, not a curated record